GAUUUUGGGAUGACUGUCAAUAAAAGUUAAUCAAUUCGUAUUGCCACACACACACACACACGAAACCGAAGGAGAUAAGAGCGGCAAAACCACGGAGUCGUCGUGACUCGGUGACAUAAAUCGUUUUGAGAAAUGGUAGUUGCGGCUGCAUCCACUUCCUUUUCAUUCUCGUCCGCCGUUUUCACGCGCCGUCGCAGCUUCAGACGUGUUUCAGUACCUCGAGUAAGCGCCACUCUUUCUCAGGAGCCCUCUCCUCUUCUCCGAGCUGCUCACCACACCGUGGAUAGUUACGUGAAGAGUGGUAUGGUUAUUGGUUUAGGAUCCGGAGAAGCUUCGGACUUGGCUAUACGUUAUUUGGGUCAUCAACUUCGUUCUGGUUCUAUACAAAAUGUUGUUGGUGUACCAAUGUCUGCUCGAAGUGCGAGCGAAGCAGCAAAGUUUGGAGUCCCCUUGAAACAUUUCCGGGAUGAUUUUCAGAUUGAUUUUGCAUUCCAUGACGCUGAUGCUGUAGAAGAGGGUACGCUUAUCUCAGUUAUCGGGAGACCGAGAACAACACAGGAAGAUGACUAUAUUCUGCGACAAAAGUCUAUUGUGAAAGCAGCUGUUGAGGCAGUCUUCAUGAUAAAGGAUGAGCAAUACAAGUCUGGCCUUGAAGGAUCUAUCCCUGUCUUAGUUCAAUCUCUAAAUUGGUUAGCUACAGCUGAGGAGAUAGAUGACUUGUACUUAGGAGACGCAGAGGUGUGGAGAAGAGCUUCUGUAGGAGAUGCAGGCCCUCUUGGAGGAGACUUUCCUAUUGUCACAAGUGAUGGUCACAACAUUCUUGAUGUUAUCUUCACAACUCCUAUCCCAAGCCUCGCUGACGUGGGUAAAAGCCUGGAUACGAUUGAUGGGGUUGUGGACCAUGGAAUUGUUAUGAAAAACAGAUGCAGGGUGGUGAUCGCCGGAGAGACAGAAGUAAGAACUGUUAGUUUGCAGACAAGUGCAGUGGAAGGUGGUGUAUGAAAUUAUGGGGGAGACUUUGCAGAAGUUGUUGAUUCCAUAAGACAGUGAGAGGUUGGACUAAAACUGCUGUUAGGAUUGCCAUUCAAACCCAUGAGGGAACUGUUCUACACAUAGUACCCUAAGUUAUAGAGCAAUAAUGCAACUUUUAUAACUAUACUAUUAUAACAUCAGUAACUUCAUUUUUAGAGAAAUCACCAACAUAAACCCGGGAGAUUAGAUUCUUAGAGCUCCAGUGACAAGAUAAGGCUCAAGCAUUUUAUAACUGACCAAAGAGUUUAUAAAAGAAAACAAUCACACGACAAUAUUGAACCUUCUAUUAUAUUGAGCAGAAAAAAUGUCUGCAAGCUUUUGGCAUGAGUAAACAAUGAUUCAAUUAUAUAUACGUCCUGACGAUGUGUAAGCCUGUUGAAGUAAGAGACUGCAGAAGCUAAUUUAGGCUUUAGUUGCUAAGUGAGACUCUCUCUACACUUGUAAGGUGUUGGUUAUACAACUUAUAUUGAUAUUUAAUGUGGGUUCAACUAUAACUUGAGAUAAGGUAAGAAAAAUUCCAAGAAAAAUCAACAAAUGGUGGAGCCUACAGUACACUAAAGAAGGCAAUGAGUUAGUGCAAUAAAGUUUCCGUGAAACUUCCGCGAAGCCUCCUCUGUUGCUAGCAUCAAUCAACACGUAGAAAGCUUCUUUGGUAAGUUUUCCUCCACAUAUCCCUUUAUAAAGCGCUGUGAGCUUCUUCUUUUUUCCAUCAAACUAGUGGGUUCUUCUCUUUUUCCACAAGCUGGUUUCUCCUACAAAGAGCUUAUUUAUUCACUCUUUUGGAUACAACUUGUUUGGUGGUUUAUAAAAAAUUCAGAUUCCAAACGAACAACAAAAUUAAGUAUUUUCUUCUUCAUGACUUCUUCCUUCUUCUUUAUCUCACAACUGUUUCCAUCUUGUCUUCGCGAACUUCCUCUAGAAGAUGUGUGAAUAGGCUUUCUAAGUCACACUCAUAAAGAGUUCAAAGAAAAGAAAUCAUACUUUCAUUGAUAAUGAAAUCAAUAGAGAGAAUGAUAAUAAGCUCUUACAUGCAAUUCAAAAAUAUAGUAUCUCUUAGAUCCUCUAAUUGCUUGUAAGAGUUGAUGACCAAUGGGUUAUCCUCUAUUGAUCUUAUCAUCAAUGAAAGGUAUGAUUCCCUUUUUUUGAAAUUCUUUGUAAAUGUGACUGAAAAAGCUUUUAUAUACAUCUUCUCCGCGGAAGCUCAUGAAAACAAGGUAGAACCAAUUGUGGACAGAGAAGGAAGACAUGAGAAGGUAGAACCAUGAAGAUAAAUUCGCUGUUACGACUAGAUCUUGAUGAGGUGUGAAUAGUCAAUUUGACCAGUUAAGUAUGCAUCCAUCCUAUUCGAAAACGCAGCGGCGAUUUGGCUCUAUGCGGAAGAUUAGGCGGUGUGGUAGAAAAGUUGAGUUUUUUUUUUGUUAAUCUGAAGUCGAGAAUCAGUUAUAUGUGAUAGAUCUACAAGAUUAAAGUGCAAAACUACAGUUAAAACCCAAAAGAUUUGAAGAUUA
Molecule: messenger RNA, 2540 nt
Organism: Raphanus sativus (radish)
Lineage: Eukaryota; Viridiplantae; Streptophyta; Magnoliopsida; Brassicales; Brassicaceae
Product: probable ribose-5-phosphate isomerase 4, chloroplastic
Exons: 8
Coding region: 133-1002 (289 amino acids)
Biological process (GO): pentose-phosphate shunt, non-oxidative branch
Molecular function (GO): ribose-5-phosphate isomerase activity
Source: RefSeq, a predicted model, not a curated record